This is a messenger RNA of Diprion similis, 2903 nucleotides long. RefSeq names its product aminopeptidase N-like. Gene Ontology annotation, cellular component: cytoplasm. Gene Ontology annotation, biological process: peptide catabolic process; proteolysis. The transcript is spliced from 14 exons. Bases 40 to 2901 code for a protein of 953 amino acids. NCBI's taxonomy places the organism in Eukaryota, Metazoa, Arthropoda, Insecta, Hymenoptera, Diprionidae. The record is from RefSeq and is a predicted model, not a curated record. Gene Ontology annotation, molecular function: peptide binding; metalloaminopeptidase activity; zinc ion binding.
GCUUCUUGCGACGGAUGAUGCAGAUCAGCAAAGACCAUUAUGAUUGAAUCAAGACAUCGACUGCUCAUUUGCAUAUUGUCAGGGUUGGUCCUGUCAGAAGCUAGUCCUUUACUUUCACCAGAAAAGGACUACGUAGUCCUGCAUACCGGUGACGGAAACAUAAAACUUUCCAAAGAUGACGGCGAUUACAGACUACCGAACACAUCGAAGCCUCUUCAUUACGUCAUCAAGUUGGAUCCUCAUCUUGCGGAGGACAACUUCACUUUUACCGGGGAGACAACAAUCACCUUGGAGGUUGUGCAAGCCACGAAUACCAUCACGAUCCACUCUAAAGAACAGACAAUAUCUGAAAGCAGGACCCUUCUGUCAAAUUACGCCAACACUACCAACUACACCGUUACACACGCGUACGAUACUGAAAGAGACUUUUUGACGUUAACUACGUCAGUCACACUGGCAGCUGGAAACUAUUCGCUCUCUUUGUAUUAUACGGGAGACUUGAGAGAUGAUAUGACUGGCUUCUACAGAAGUUCGUACACAAAUAGUACAGGAGACACAAUAUGGAUAGCGACCAGUAAAUUCGAACCGGGUUUUGCUCGCUAUGCUUUUCCCUGUUACGAUGAACCGGCUCUGAAGGCAACUGUGGACAUUUGGCUGAAACGGGAAUCCUCGCAGCAUUGCUUGGCAAACACGCCGAUAUUAACCGAAUAUGCGGACACCAAUGAUGGAAAGACGUGGACCGUUUUUGAAACUACGCCACUGAUAUCUACCUAUCUAGUAGCUUUCAUAGCUUCCGAUUUUGCGGGUAUAACGACAGAUGAUGACACGUUCGGGGUGUGGGCGAGAUCUUCGGCAAUUGCUACUGCACAGUAUGCCUUUGACUUCGGCAUUAAAUCACUAGAAUCUUUAGAGAAUUACACAGGUGUUCCCUACUACAAUUAUGCGUUGGACAAAAUGGACCAAAUUGCCAUACCAGACUUCUCUUCGGGAGCCAUGGAGAACUGGGGUCUUGUCACCUACAGGGAGAGAUACUUACUGUAUGAAGACGGAGUCUCCACAACUUCCGACAAAGAGAACAUAGCCACGGUUAUCAGUCACGAGUUCACUCACCAGUGGUUUGGAAAUUUAGUCAGCCCUUACUGGUGGACAUACCUCUGGUUAAAUGAAGGCUUCGCAACAUACUUUGAAUAUUUCACAACUGCCGAAAUUGAAACAGAUUGGCGGCUCAAAGAGCAGUUCGUUGUCGCAGAAAUUCAUGCCGAUGCCUUCGCUGCCGAUGGUUUGGGAACUUCUCAUGCAAUGAACGCUGAUGUUGAGACUAUCACAGAAAUUCGAGCCAUCUUUGACUCGAUUUCUUAUGCAAAAGCUGGUAGUGUUAUACGGAUGAUGGAGCACAUGAUCACGAACUCUGUUUUCAAAGCUGGCCUAACAAAUUAUCUUAAUACCAAUGCAUUCAGCUACGGGACUUCCGAUCGACUAUGGGAAGCCAUACAGGAAGUUGUUGAUGCGAACGGUCAGUCGUUAAACGUUAAAGAGGUGAUGGACACGUGGGUAACCCAAGCAGGAUUCCCUGUCGUAACCGUAACUCGCGAUUACGAUGCAAAUACUGCAGUCUUAAGCCAAGAGAGAUUUUUCUUGAGAGACAAAACCUCAUAUGAUUCUGCGGUCUAUUGGUGGGUACCGAUCAACUGGGCAACUGCAUCUGACCCUGAUUACUCCGUCACCACACCCUCCACUUGGAUCCCUGGCAAUGAAAGCAUCACCAUCCAGUCAGCGUCUGCUAGUGAUUGGAUUCUCCUGAACAAACAACAAACAGGAUUCUAUCGCGUCAACUAUGAUCAAACAAACUGGGAUCUACUCACCUCAUUCCUCAGCAGCUCGAACUAUACGCAAAUAUCACCGAUCAAUCGAGCCCAAUUAAUCGAUGAUGCUCUUAAUCUGGCAAGAGGCGGUUACUUGGACUACACAACAGCCUUGAGCGUGACCAAGUUCUUAGCCCAAGAAACGGACUACAUUCCUUGGUACUCCGCCCUCACAGGAUUCACUUACAUCAACAGGCUCUUGGCACAAACUGAUUCCUACGAUAAUUUCAAAACAUACCUCACAAGUCUCUUGGCAAAUGCCCUGGAGACGUUUGGGUACGAAGAAUUGGAUGCUGACGAGCACGUACACAAGUACCUCCGUAACAACGUCCUGACCUGGUCCUGUAGACUGGAAUUAGAAGCCUGCGUGGAGUUUGCAAAGGAAAAACUUUUGAGCUGGCUGGUCGACAACAAUGAGUCAGCGAUCACGCCUAACCUGAAAAGCGUUGUUUACUGCACAGGAAUUCGUAAUGCAAACUCAACGAUUUGGAAUUUGAUGUGGAACAAGUACCUAGCGACUGACCUUUCUUCUGAACAAAUUCGCAUACUGCGAGGACUCGGCUGUUCGGAAGAUACGGAUAUACUUAACAACUACAUGGCCCUUGCGACCUCAUCUGAGUCUGGUAUCCGAUCGCAGGAUUCGUCAACAGCCUUCCAAUCGGUGUAUACCUAUGGUUCUGCUAACAACAUCGACCCAGCAUUGGACUACAUCAUCAAUAACUUAGAAGCUAUUAUCGAGUACUACGGUGGCACCUCAACGGUGACUACCUUACUCUCCGGGAUUGGCCUCCGAAUAACUACAAGUGCACAGCUUGAAAAGCUGGAAAAUUUUGCCACUGCCCAAUCUAGUCUUUUGGGAUCUGCAGCGAGUACCGGGAUUUCGAACGCCCAGAACAAUUUAGCCUGGAUCGAAUCGUACGAAGCAACGAUCAGCAGCUGGCUAGAAGAAACUGUUGCUGAUUCAAGUUCGUCCAACGUUGCAAUUGGUAGCGCGCUAUUGACACUUGGGCUCGUUUGUUUAUUGAAUUUUAGUCAGUAAUG